Molecule: messenger RNA, 3874 nt
Organism: Aphidius gifuensis
Lineage: Eukaryota; Metazoa; Arthropoda; Insecta; Hymenoptera; Braconidae
Gene: Vinc
Product: vinculin
Exons: 10
Coding region: 258-3167 (969 amino acids)
Biological process (GO): cell adhesion
Cellular component (GO): actin cytoskeleton
Molecular function (GO): structural molecule activity; actin filament binding
Source: RefSeq, a predicted model, not a curated record
GUUUGGCAGUUUGGAUGUGUGUCUGAAUCUGUCAAGUGUGUUUAUAAAAUUAAUAAUUUAUAAAUAUUAAUUAAUUGUUAAAUUAAUAUUAUUAAAAUACUUUUCUAGUAUUUUUUUUUCUGUCAAUUUAUUUAAUCAUCGUCGUUUAUAGAUCUAUAUUUUUUAUUAACAUUUACACCAUCAAGUUAUUGUUAUUUAAAAAGUGUCAAUUAUUAUUAUUGUUGAUUUUAUUAAUUAAUUAAUAAUAUAUUAUCAAUAUGCCUGUUUUUCAUACGAAAACUAUUGAAAGCAUUCUUGAGCCUGUAGCCCAGCAGGUAUCAAGGCUAGUUAUUCUUCAUGAAGAAGCUGAAGAUGGAAAUGCAAUGCCAGAUCUUGGACGGCCAGUCCAGGCAGUCAGUACUGCUGUUACAAAUUUGGUCAAGGUUGGUAAAGAAACAAUAAAUUCAUCAGAUGAUGCAUUACUUAAACAAGAUAUGCCAUCAGCACUUCAACGUGUUGAGGGUGCAUCACGUCUUCUUGAAGAAGCAUCUGGUCUUCUUAAACAAGAUCCAUAUUCUGGACCAGCACGUAAAAAAUUAAUAGAAGGUUCACGUGGUAUCCUACAAGGAACAAGUUCAUUAUUAUUAUGUUUUGAUGAAAGUGAAGUACGUAAAAUAAUACGUGAAUGUAAACGUGUAUUAGAUUAUCUUGCUGUUACUGAAGUCAUUGAAACAAUGGAAGAUCUUGUACAUUUUUUAAAAAAUUUAAGUCCAUGUUUAAGUAAAGUAUCACGUGAAAUAAGUGCUAGAGAAAAAGAAUUAACUCAUCAAGUACAUAGAGAAAUAUUAGUACGUUGUUUAGAACAAAUUAAAACAUUAGCACCAAUACUUAUUUGUUCAAUGAAAAUAUUUAUUCAUAUUAUAUCACAAGGUGGUAAAGGUGCUGAUGAAGCUGCUGAAAAUCGUAAUUAUUUAUCUGGUAGAAUGUCUGAUGAAUUAAAUGAAAUAAUACGUGUAUUACAAUUAACAACAUAUGAUGAAGAAGAAUGGGAUGCUGAUCAAUUAACUGUAUUAAAAAAAGCACAAAGUGCUAUUGAAUCACGUGUUAGAGCAGCACAUGAUUGGCUUGAUGAUGGUAGAGCAAUGAGAGGUGGUGUUGGUGAAAAAAGUUUACGUCAAAUUAUUGAACAAACAGAUAAACUUGCUGAACGUUAUUUACCACCAACACAAGCUGAUCCACUUGCUAAAUUAUCAUCACAAAUAUCAACAAUGACUGAUGCACUUUGUGAAUUACGUCAAGAUGGAAAAGGAACAACACCACAAGCUGAAUCAUUAGCACGUGGAAUUAAAGAUAAAUUAAAUGAUUUAAGAACAUCUGUUGCAUCAGCACUUGUUGCUGCUGAUAAAUCUGGUAUAGCUCAAACUGCUCAUACUGUUACUGGACGUCUUGAACAAGCUAAUAAAUGGCUAUUAAAUCCUCAACAUGAUGACAGAGGUCUUGGACAACGUGCUAUUGCUAUGAUUAUUCAUGAAGGAAAAAAAGUUGCUGAUGGUUUACCUGGUAUUCAUAAAGCUGAAAUACUUCAAUUAUGUGAUGAAGUUGAUAAUUUAUCUCAUCAAUUGGCAAAUUUAUGUGGACAUGGUCAAGGAAAUACACCAAGAGCACAAGAAAUUGCACGUCAAUUAUCACAAAAAUUAUAUGAACUUAAAAAUCGUAUACAACAAGCUGUUGUAUCACGUGUUGUUGAAGAUUUUAUUGAUAUAACAACACCAUUAAAACAAUUUACUGAAGCUGUAUUAACUGUUGAAGGUACACCUGGUCGUGAACAAAAUUUUAAUGAUAAAACACUUUGUUUACAAAAUUUUUCAAAUCGUGCUGCUAAAACAGCACGUAUGGUUGCUGCUGGUGGUAGUGGUGGUAAUAAAAAACUUGCUGAAGCAUUAUUAAAUAGUGCAUCACAAGUUGAAUCAUUAACACCACAAUUAAUAAAUGCUGGUAGAAUACGUAUGAGUUAUCCACAAAGUGUUGCUGCUGAUGAACAUUUUGAAAAUUUACGUCAACAAUAUGCUGAAACAAUGCAACGUACACGUGCAUUAUGUGAUGAAGCAACAGAUAGUGCUGAUUUUGUUAGAACAUCAGAAGAACAAAUGCAAAAACAUACAUUUUUAUGUGAAGAUUCAAUUGCAAAACAACAACCACAAAAAAUGGUUGAUAAUACAGCAUCAAUUGCUAGACUUGCUAAUCGUGUUAUACUUGUUGCUAAACAAGAAAGUGAUAAUAGUGAAGAUUUACCAUUUAUACAAAGAGUUAAUCAAGCAUCAGAUAUAUUACAACGUAGUGUUGCACCAAUGGUACAAGAUGCUAAACGUGUUGCUAUUAAUAUCAAUGAUCCACCAUCAAUUUCACACUGGAGAGAAAGUAAUCGUGCUCUUUUAAAUAGUGUUGGACAAGUUCGUAGAGCUCUUCAUCCAGAUCAACGAACAUCACCAGAUUUAUCACAGCUACGAAUUAAUGAUGUGGAAAAAGUGCCAUCACCUCGUCAUACUUAUUUUGCUGAUAAAGAAUUGGCACCACCAAGACCACCAUUACCAGGUGGUACAGUUGCACCACCAAGACCACCACCACCAGAAACAGAUGACGAGGAUGAUUUAUUUAUGCAUGUACCACUUCCAAAUCAACCAAUCAUGAUGGCUGCUCAUGGUCUUCAUCAAGAAGUUCGUCAGUGGUCCAGUAAAGAUAAUGACAUUAUUGCUGCAGCUAAAAAAAUGGCAAUACUCAUGGCAAGAUUAUCUGGACUUGUUAGAGGUGAAGGAGGAAAUAAACGUGAUUUAAUUGCAUGUGCUAAAGCUAUUGCUGAAGCAUCACAAGAAGUAACACGUCUUGCUAAAGAACUUGCACGUGAAUGUACAGAUAAACGUAUUCGAACGAAUUUAUUACAAGUUUGUGAAAGAAUUCCAACAAUUGGUACACAGUUGAAAAUUUUAUCAACAGUUAAAGCAACUAUGCUUGGUGCACAAGGUACUGAGGAAGAUCAAGAAGCAACUGACAUGCUUGUUGGUAAUGCACAAAAUUUAAUGCAAAGUGUUAAAGAAACAGUUCGUGCUGCUGAAUGUGCAAGUAUUAAAAUACGUACUGCAUCUGGAAUGAAAUUGAGAUGGGUACGACGUCAACCAUGGUAUCAAUAUUAAAGUUAAUUAUUAUUAAUCAUUGUAAAUGACAUAAUCAAUGUGAAGAUUUUAUAUCUGCUCAUCAACAUUUUCUAAAAGCUUUCAUUUGUCUUUUUAUAUUUGAAAAUAUAUUUGAAUUAUUUUAGAUUAUGUUGACAUUGAUUGUCACUGAUUAUUAACACGAAUUAAUAUAAAUUUAUAUAUGUAUAUUUAAAGUAAUUAAACUACGUUAAUCAUUGUGUAAAUUUUUAACUAAAAAAACAUUUUUAACAAUUUUUUAAAUGACGAUUAUACUGCGUUAGAUAUUAUUAAACAAUAAAAAUUGGCCUUCAAUAUUAUAGACUGGUUAUUAAUUUACAUUUUUAAUAUAUAAAAUUUGAGAUAUUGUAAAAUCUUUUUGGACAAUCAAUUCAUUAUUUUUAUUAUAAAUUUUUAACAGAAAAUAGAAACACCAUAAAUAGUAUUUUUAAUAAUAAUUUUUGUCAAUGAAAAAUUAUUGACUUUAAUAAUUUAUUAUUUUAUAAAUUGUAAAUCUUCCAACGGUGCUAAAAAAAUUAUAAAAUAAUAGCAGUGCAAUAUGUAUAAAAUACUGGGAGUAAAAUAAUACAUUUGUUUUUGUUUAUAAAUUAAAUUUUUUGCCAAUUUAAUUGUAUGUAUUAAUCAAUGUUUUUUAGUUGAUAACACUGUAUUAAACCUUUCAAAUAAUAAAAUAAGUUCUAAUUAAAAUA